This is a messenger RNA of Anguilla anguilla (European eel), 12674 nucleotides long. It is a transcript of the gene grin2bb, whose product is annotated as glutamate receptor, ionotropic, N-methyl D-aspartate 2B, genome duplicate b. Lineage: Eukaryota; Metazoa; Chordata; Actinopteri; Anguilliformes; Anguillidae. The record is from RefSeq and is a predicted model, not a curated record. Gene Ontology annotation, cellular component: postsynaptic density membrane; plasma membrane; postsynaptic membrane. Gene Ontology annotation, molecular function: transmitter-gated monoatomic ion channel activity involved in regulation of postsynaptic membrane potential; NMDA glutamate receptor activity. The transcript has 16 exons. The coding region runs from base 2136 to 7565 and encodes 1809 amino acids. Gene Ontology annotation, biological process: synaptic transmission, glutamatergic; monoatomic ion transport; excitatory postsynaptic potential.
GGAGAGAGAGAGAGAGAGAGAGGGAGAGAGAGAGAGAGAGACAGCAGUGUCAGUUGAGCACUCUCUCUCUCUCUCAGACAGCGGACUCUCGCGCUGGUCCCAGCUAAACCUCCCAGUCUCUCCUACAGUCAGCAGCGCUGAUGCCAGGCUGUAACAUGCUCUACCUGUCGGCAGCGUAGUCACCACAGAGAAGGGAUAUUUUUAUUUUACCGGGUAAAAUUUCUCUUUGUGAGAGGAAGGAAGAAAGAAGAUAGAGAGAGGGGGUGGGGGAACAACUAACACCCCCCCCUCCUUAAAAAAAGAAAGAAGGGAAAACGGAAGGCUCUGGAGUAUUUGUUUUUUUCUUUCGCUUUUUGUUCUUCUUCUUCCUCAUCGUGGUGCUGGGAGGUGCUUCAUCUUUUCAUUUAUUCGCACUGUCCUCUCUCUGCCUCCUCAUCUAUUUCUCUGUCUACCUGGUCUACAAUUUCUGCUAUUUAUGAGUGACAGAAGGAGGGAAAGAGAGAGAGGGGAGGGAGACUUUUUUUGUUUUUGCCUUUUAUUUUCCUUUUUGAUCUGUUCCUCUUUCUUUCAUCAUCAUUCUCUUUCAUUCCCUCCUUUCCAUCUUUUCUAUCCCCCUUAUAUCCAUCCUCCCCUCUUCACUCCCUCCAUUCUUAACUCUUAAAUCCUUUUUUUCAAAUUAACUCUCAAAUUUUUUCAAAAACGUCUCCUCAUCAGAAUUUUCCCCCUUUUUUCUCCUCUUCUCUCUCUCCUUCUCUUUCUCCCCCUCUCUCUCUCUCCUCCCUCCAUCCUCUGCAUCACUAUUUUGGGGAUUCUUUAAUCUAUUCAUAGUCCUAUCUUGAAAAAGAAUGGAUCAGACAAAAUGACAGACAUGGCAGUGUCUGAAUAAGGAGGUCUGGAGGAGAUAGGCUGAAGAGGAAAGGAAACCUUCCCUCCCUCACACCUGUGUCCCUCACACAAGCCUUUUCACACCAAGACCUGCUCGAUACGGAGGAGGCAGAACUCUGGAGACGGAAAAAGACGGAGAACGCCGCCCUUCUUCAUCGAGAAACAAAAGGAUUAUGAGCUGGACAAGAGAGGAAUGAAAAGAGCUCCCCACCACUUCACCUCUCUCUCCAUUUCAUUCUUCCUCCUUUUUGUUCAUUUACAGACAUGCACAAAACAGCGAUUUUUUACAGACAUACACACAUAAACAUAUCCACAUAGGUGUUUGAUCGGUAAGCGUGAAACUAAAAAACAAGUUGAGAUAGGAAAUACUGUUCACACUUUACCCUGUUUGUUAUUAAGGAAAUACAACUGCCAUAUAUAAACAUCUGUGCCAUGAUAACCUUGCAUAAUUUUAGUAGUGAUUUUACUGUAUUUCAGAUUUCUUUUGUGAUCUCCUUUUCUCUAUGACGUUAUUUUGCUAUUCUUAUGGUAACUGCUUUUAUUUACACAUAGAUAGAUUUGUGCAUAAUUGUUCCAAUUUUAAAUUAUUGUCUGUAAUUAAAAUUUUGAACAACCAAGCAAUUUGAUUUAAAAAAAACAGAUUUUUUUCAGAUGUUGAUUCUGUUUGAAAUAUUGCUUGGAUCAAUUCUAAAAACAUUGUGUUUGUUUUAUUAUCUUAUUAUCCAGCACAGUAGUGAUCAGUAACUUAUUUGUAAUUUUUUUACACAUUUACAAGCUGUACAAUCAACUUACCUAGAGGAAAGCAUCGUUAAACAUUUAUAACAUUUCUCAAAUACAAUUAGGAAAAAAAAAAAGAUUUCAAUCAAAACAGCUGGUUCCCUGUGUAUUCAUACAGGGAUCAUUUAACUCAGAUAUAUCUUAUGAUAUCUUGAUUUCCAUCGCAUUAUCAAAGCAGCAAGAUAAACGUUCAUUCAACUCUAAUCACGUUGCCAUGUGAAUUUACACAAAAUAUAUAUUUUUUAAAAGUAUUUCAAACAUCCAUGAAUUUAUUUAUCAUUCAGUUGAGGAAGGACGGACAGCCAGCCUUUUGACCGUCACACAUACAUCCGCCACGGUUUUCGUUUCUUUCUGUCCAUCCUAUCCUCCUUUUAUUUGUGCGGCUUCAUCAGUUCAUCCUCCCUCUAUCUGAGGCUAUGAGAGGGAGUGAGGAAACCCAGGCGACGCCACCAUGCCAGUUCUGAGAAGCAGGGAUGAGAUUUGGGCUGGCAAUGUUCAAGGGAUUGCAUUUACACUCCUCCACCAUGCCUGUCUGCCACCGCCUCCCCCCGUCUGCCCCUCUGGACCGGCGCCUCUCUCCCCUGCUCUCCCCUCCCGGAAACGGCUCCUCCCGCCACAGGACUCCUCCCUCCUUCUCUCUCUCCCUCUCUCUGUCGCUCCUCUGCCUGUCCCUGCUGCUCGUGCCCGUGUGCGAGUCCCGGAGGGGCGGCGGCGGGGGCGGUGGCGGGGGAGGUGGGCCCGGAGGAGGAGAAAGGGGCAGGGUGGCCAUCAUUCCGCCCCACUACCCGCCGGUGGCCGCGCCCCCGCCCCCGCCCCCGAAGCUCUCCCAAGGCCUGAGCAUCGCCGUCAUCCUGGUGGGGAACUCUAGCGAGGUGUCCCUGGUGGAGGGCCGGGAGAAGGAGGACUUCCUGUACAUGCCGCUCCCGCCCAACGUGGAGCUGGUCACCAUGAACGAGACCGACCCCAAGAGCAUCAUCACCCGCAUCUGCGACCUCAUGACCAAGCACUGGCUGCAGGGCGUGGUGUUUGGGGACGACACCGACCAGGAGGCCAUCGCCCAGAUCCUGGACUUCAUCUCGGCCCAAACCCACAUCCCCAUCCUGGGCAUCCGAGGAGGGUCCUCCAUGAUCAUGGCCGCCAAGGACGAUCAUUCCAUGUUCUUCCAGUUUGGACCCUCCAUCGAGCAGCAAGCCUCGGUCAUGUUGAACAUCAUGGAGGAGUAUGACUGGUACAUAUUUUCCAUCGUCACCACCUACUAUCCCGGUUAUCAGGACUUUGUCAACAAGAUCCGCAGCACCAUAGAGAACAGCUUCGUGGGCUGGGAGCUGGAGGAGGUGCUGCUGCUGGACAUGUCGGUGGACGACGGCGACUCCAAGAUCCAGAACCAGCUGAAGAAGCUGCAGAGCCCGGUCAUGAUGCUGUACUGCACCAAGGAAGAGGCCACCACCAUCUUCCAGGUGGCCCACUCGGUGGGGCUCACCGGCUACGGCUACACCUGGAUCGUCCCCUCGCUGGCGGCCGGGGACGCCGACAACGUGCCCGCGGAGUUCCCCACAGGCCUCAUCUCCGUGUCGUACGACGAGUGGGACUACGGCCUGGAGGCUCGGGUCCGCGACGCGGUGGCCGUCAUCGCCAUGGCGACCUCCACCAUGAUGCUGGACCGCGGGCCGCACACCCUCCUGAAGUCGGAGUGCCACGGGGCCCCCGACAAGAAAGGCCCGAGCGCCGGGAACCCAAACGAAGUGCUCAGGUAUCUCAUGAAUGUGACCUUUGAGGGACGUAACCUGUCGUUCAGUGAGGACGGCUAUCAGAUGCACCCUAAACUGGUCAUCAUCCUGCUGGACAAGGAAAGGCAGUGGGACAGGGUGGGGAAGUGGGAGAACGGCUCUCUCUCGAUGAAGUACCACGUGUGGCCUCGCUUCGAGCUCUACUCGGACACGGAGAACCGCGAGGACGACCACCUGUCCAUCGUCACGCUGGAGGAGGCCCCCUUCGUCAUCGUGGAGGACGUGGACCCGCUGAGCGGCACCUGCAUGAGGAACACGGUGCCCUGCCGGAAGCAACUGAAGAACCUCAAUCAGACGGGAGAUGGUGGCAUCUACAUCAAGCGCUGCUGCAAGGGCUUCUGCAUCGACAUCCUGAAGAAGAUCGCCAAGUCCGUCAAGUUCACCUACGACCUCUACCUGGUCACCAACGGCAAACACGGCAAGAAGAUUAAUGGGACCUGGAAUGGCAUGGUGGGAGAGGUGGUGCUGAAGAAUGCCCACAUGGCGGUGGGCUCCCUCACGAUCAACGAGGAGAGGUCGGAGGUCAUCGACUUUUCCGUGCCCUUCAUCGAGACGGGCAUCAGCGUCAUGGUCUCCCGUAGCAACGGCACCGUCUCUCCCUCUGCCUUUCUGGAGCCGUUCAGCGCGGACGUGUGGGUGAUGAUGUUCGUGAUGCUGCUGAUAGUGUCGGCGGUGGCCGUCUUCGUGUUCGAGUACUUCAGCCCGGUCGGGUACAAUCGAUGUCUGGCGGACGGGCGAGAGCCCGGCGGUCCCUCCUUCACCAUCGGAAAGGCCAUCUGGCUGCUCUGGGGCCUGGUCUUCAACAACUCCGUCCCCGUCCAGAACCCCAAAGGCACCACCAGCAAGAUCAUGGUGUCCGUCUGGGCCUUCUUCGCCGUCAUCUUCCUGGCCAGCUACACUGCCAACCUGGCCGCCUUCAUGAUCCAGGAGGAGUACGUGGACCAGGUGUCUGGGCUGAGCGACAAAAAGUUCCAGAGGCCGAAUGACUUCUCCCCGCCAUUCCGAUUUGGGACGGUGCCCAACGGCAGCACGGAGAGGAACAUCCGGAACAACUAUAAGGAGAUGCACAGCUACAUGGUGAAGUUCCACCAGAAGAAUGUCAACGAAGCGCUGCAAAGUCUGAAGACUGGUAAACUGGACGCCUUCAUCUACGACGCGGCCGUGCUGAACUACAUGGCCGGGAGGGACGAGGGCUGCAAGCUGGUGACCAUCGGCAGCGGGAAGGUCUUCGCCUCCACGGGCUACGGCAUCGCCAUCCAGAAGGACUCCGGCUGGAAGAGGCAGGUCGACCUGGCCAUCCUCCAGCUCUUCGGCGACGGUGAGAUGGAGGAGCUGGAGGCCCUGUGGCUGACAGGUAUCUGCCACAACGAGAAGAACGAGGUGAUGAGCAGCCAGCUGGACGUGGACAACAUGGCGGGCGUGUUCUACAUGCUGGGCGCGGCCAUGGCGCUCUCCCUCAUCACCUUCAUCUGCGAGCACCUCUUCUACUGGCAGCUGCGCUUCUGCUUCAUGGGCGUGUGCUCCGGCAAGCCGGGGAUGACCUACUCCAUCAGCAGGGGUAUCUACAGCUGCAUCCACGGGGUCCAGAUCGAAGAGGCUAAAUCGCCGCUCAACUCCCCCUCCGCCACCAUGAACAACACCCACUCCAACAUCCUGCGGCUCCUCCGCACGGCCAAGAACAUGACCUCCCUCUCGGGGGUCAACGGCUCGCCGCACAGCGCCCUGGACUUCAUCCACCGCGAGUCGUCCGUCUACGACAUCUCGGAGCACCGCCGCAGCCUGGCCGGCCACUCGGACUGCAAGCCGCCGUACCUGCCCGAGGACAACAUGUUCAGCGACUACAUCAGCGAGGUGGAGAGGACUUUCGGGAAUUUGCACCUGAAAGAUAGCAACCUGUACCAGGACCACUACCUGCACCAUCACCCGAGCUCAGGGCCCACCCUGGGUCUCAGUUUGUCCGGCCCCACAACCAACAGACCUCAUAGUUUGGGGAGUGCCAGUUCCUUGGAGGGAGGAAUGUAUGAUUGCGACAGUCUAGGAGGGGGGGUGGCCCCAAUAUUCACCACACAGCCCCGUGCCUCUCUGACUCACAGGAACAACAAUAAAUUUGACCUGAUAGCGGGUCAGAGCCCAGCCCCUGGUCCAGGGUUCAAACAAGGUCUGACCGACCUGUAUGGGAAGUUCUCCUUCAAAGGCGGAGCGUCCAGCUCGGGCUUCAUUGGACACGACAGGUACUGCGGUGGAGUGGGAGGAGGGAUAGACGAUGGAAACAUGUCCGACAUCUCCACCCACACGGUCACCUACGGCAACCUGGAAGGGAACGCCAAAAAGCGCAAGCAGUACAGGGACAGCCUGAAAAAGAGACCCGCCUCGGCCAAGUCGCGACGCGAGCUAGACGAAAUCGAGCUGGGGUAUCGGAGGCGACCCCACCACUCAGCCCAUCACCAUUACCACGGCGCCCACUCCCGCCGCUCAACCUCUCCACCCCUCUUGCCCUUAGCUUCAGACCGGAAGCCUCAAAGGGGGGGAGGGGGUGGGGGAGGGCUGUUCCGUGACAAAGAGGGCUUGAGGGAUUUCUACCUAGACCAGUUUCGCCCCAAGGAAGGCAUACCCCAGUGGGAACACGUGGAUUUAACAGACGGACCUGUUGGCGGAGUGGGAGGAGUCACUGGUGGGGGCGGGGCUAACAGCAGUGGAGUUGGUGGAGGUGGAGGCAAUUGCACUAGUUUGGUCGCAGUGGAGGAUUUCUUGAAGGGUAAACCCAAGAAGAAUGAGUGUAAGAGUGGAGGGGGAGGGGGAGUGGGUGUCGGACCGGCUGCAUCAGGGCCUCAAACACAAACAUGCUGGGAAAAGAACGUGACAGGGGUCGGGGGUGGCGGGCUGACUGGGGGUGAUUGGGAAUGUCGAAACUGCCGCAGUGGAGGUGCGGGUGGCAAACCGGUGUCUCUGCAUGGGGGUGGUCCUGGAGGAGGAGGUGGUGGAGGGUAUCCUGGAGGGGGGAUAGGGGGUGGUUGCACAACUGCUGGAGGUGGAGGAGGGGGUAAUAGCUCGGUUUCUGGCCGUCCAAGUUCGGCCACCUGCGUGCGUUGUGACGCGUGCAAGAAAACGGGUAACUUGUACGACAUUAGUGAAGACAAUAACCCUCUUCUGGAUCAACUGGGGGGUAAGUAUGCCCAGGAAGGGGGAAAGGGUGGGUUGAUAGGGGGCAUGGGAGGCGUCCAGUCGCAAACUCAAGCUCUGCGGAGGAAGCCAGGUUUGGGCGGCAAGCAAUUACGACGGCAGCAUUCCUACGACACGUUUGUAGACCUGCAGAAAGAGGAGGCGGGCGGGUUAGGGGGAGGAAUGGGUGGAUUCGGGGGUGGAGUCGGCGGAGGUGGCAUGGGAGGGAUGCUUCCCCCACCUAGGAGCGUGAGCCUGAAAGACAAAGACCGGUUUAUGGAGGGAGUGAGCCCGUACGCCCACAUAUUCGAGAGGCACGCCGCGUCGGAGAGAGAGAGAGACCGAGACAGAGAUCCGCUCUUUUUCGGAGGGGAUCGGGGAAAGGGCGGCUCGUCUUUCGGGCUGUUCCGGGGAGGUGAAAGUGGGCUGCAUCGUCGGUCGGUGGGGGAGAGAGAUACGAGGGAUAGAGACAGAGGGAUGGCGGGGGGCGGAGGAGGAGGAACAUAUUCCCUGUCUAAAUCCCUCUACCCAGAUAAAGUAAACCAAAACCCCUUCAUCCCAACCUUCGGUGACGACCAGUGUCUGUUGCACGGUGCCAAGUCGUACUACAUCAAAAAGCAGCAGCAGCAGCAGCAGCAACAGCAACAGCAGCAGCAACAGCAGCAGCCACUCCUGAAAAACAGCCGAAGUGACUUCAGAAAUUCCAUGGGCGUGGCGUCUUUUCUACCGGCGUCUGCCACGGCAGGGGUGAUGGCCAACAUGGCCCCCAGGUUCCCCAAGGAGCUGAGCCUGGGCGGGAUGGCGGGACCAAUGGGGAACCAUCACGGGGGCCCCAAUAAUAACAAGCUGCUGUCGACAAGGGACGGGUUAGGGGCCGGCCAAACGCAGAGACCAUUCAACGGCUCCAGCAACGGGCACGUGUACGAGAAACUGUCGAGCAUAGAGUCUGACGUGUAAGAGAGGGGACAGAGGAGACUGGGACGCAGGGACCGGAGUGAGAGGACACAGAAGGACGCUUCCUACGUUGUGGCAAUUUAUUUACGAGAGAGAAAAGGGGGAAUGCAACUGCACAUUCCAGUUUUAACAGGAAGGGCAAGGUGGGAGAGGAGGAAGAGUACGUUCCCCGACGAUGGGAGAGGCUGGGUGCAGCAGCAUCCGUUCUGAACGAAGAGGAUGGCGGGUGUCCUGAGUGCAGGAAGGAAAACCGGCAGGAAAAAAAAAGAUAAAAACUGUGGGAUAGUCAUAACACUAGAGAAGGUAAAUGGAAUGUAUGCGGCGUUCAGGGGCCAAGGAAGUUAACGGAAAAAGAAAGAGGAAGCCAGGAUGAGAAAGACGAGCACUAAGAAAAACGUUAAGCCUGCAGAUUUGUCUGUAACUCUCUCCGUCUCUUUUCCUCUCUUCCACCGUUCCCUUACACCAAAUUAAGUGCUUGUUCGAUCCUGGUUUGUUAUGAAAAUACAAUCAUGAAUGAAAAUAAAAUGCUAACUUAUGUAACAGGGUAAAAUAAUAAUAACAAUAAUAAUGUUGUUAAUAAUAGUAUUGAUCAUAAUGAUGUUUAUGAUAUUUAGUUCGGUUUUGUUUUUUAAAUAUUUUAUGCUGUUGAAUAUUUGUAGUUAAUUAUUUGUUAGCUAACUAUGUAGAAGGAAGCUCAUUAUCUAAUGAAACUUAUUUGCUGGGAGAAACAUAAGGUAAUUUGAUUUCCUGACUGUUUUUUAUGAUUGAUUAUCUGUGUGCUAACUAUCCAUGACCAUGCAUUUAUUUGCUGUUUUGGAGUGUUGUAAAUGGUAAAAGACAUGAUUUGCACAGUGCCAAACUGUACAGAAAAUACAGUGUAAUGUCUUAUUGCAUUUAAAAAUCAUGUACAGUAUCUAAAACUGUUCUGGUUUACAGUUGUCAAUAGGUAAGAAAAAGGAAAAAAAAAAAGUAUAAGAGUGGGCUUGAAAAUAUUGUGUAGGAUGUGCCUUACUGGAUUCCAAAAGCUGUGUCUCACUCAGCCAGAUAUAUCACAUUGAGAGAUGACACGAUUCGUCAUGACAGAAUUUGUCUAUGGCUAUGUGAAAGAGACAUCUCCGAAUGCUGAAUUUUUAUUUGAGAUAUUUGUAUGGAAUACAGCAUGCCUUAUAGGUUGUAUUUUUCAGGGAAAGGCCAGGGAGAGCUGAGCUCUGCUGUUGAUAGAUCGGUGGGCAUUACACUUCAGUUUAAAUGCUGUCAAGUACCCAGAGUGCAUCUGCCUUGGGAGGUCAAAAGUCACAGGCCCAAUGGGCAUGGCCGGACCAUUGCAUAGGAGGUGUCUUACGUUUUAGGUGGUCGCAAAAAUGCCUGCUGAUGCUGACAUGUUUAAGGGUGAGAUAUUGACAGUUUUUUUUUUACCUGGAGACCUCGUGAUAUUUUACAGGACAGGGCAAGACAAAUUUUCCCCUAAAAAGAGAGAGAGAGAGAGAGGAAAGCAACACUGGAUGCAGUUCUUGAUUUAAUACUCAUUUUACAUGCAGGAAGAAUCACACAGGAUACCUUUUAAGCCUGUGGGUGAUUGAAAGUUUGUCUAAAUUUGGCUUCUGAUUAAAUAUUUUUUAAGGGAAAAUGAUGGAAAAUGAAUUCAGGCACAGAAUUGAACAGCGUGGUGAGGUUGCGCAAAGCUAUACAAUAUUUAGCUGGGCUUGUGUGAAGUGCUUAUAAGUUAUAUGUAAAUUAUUGUCUGUUUAGUAUUUCAAAUCAGCAGAAGGCAGAUAUUUGGAAUAAUGCAUAGACUAGUAUUUUUCCACUGCUCCAUUCCAUUAAAUGGAAAACCUUUGUUUGAAACUUAACUUAAUAUCAAGGUCAUUUUAUUGCUCUCUUUUUCACAUUAUUGUGCACAAAAGGUUUUGAAAUCCAAAUGGACCAAAAGAAAGACAAGUAAAAGUCUGUCUGUUGGUCAGUGUUACCAUCAGUAUUAAUGUUUUUUUCUUGUAAAUGAACACAGAAUUUCUUUUCGUUUUGUACAUUACACAGACAGUCAGGAUGUAAUUUUCAAUAUAGUUUUACAUCAAAUAAAGAACAAAAAAAAAUUGAAAGAACAAAAAUGAAAACAAAAAUAUAUAGAAGACAAAAACACAUUACAAUGAUAGUACUAUGAUUACUUCUGUUGGUUUUUAGUAUGUUAGUUACUUCACAUAGCAUAUUAGUAAUGACGAUUAUGUUAAGAAUGUUUUCUAAGAACAAUUUUAAUUCGUUUCAAGGACUGAUGAUAACAAAUACCAUAAGUGUAUAGGUUUAUCAGGAAAUCAAAGAAGGAUUAAGGGUUGAUACGAAUUUCCCUCAUGUUAAAACUGUGCACCUUUUGACAAACUUUUGUACAUACACAUUCCAACACAGUCCAACAAAGCAUUGCAGCCCUUUGAUUUUAAGGAACACUUUCAAUCAGCAAGGCAUUUCUACUGUUCGCCUUAUACCCUACAGUGAUGUCUGGGAGCUGGUUAAGAAUAACUAAGGGGCACUGCUUGCUAUGUGCAUGAAGGCACCACUGAUCAGACCGGUGCUCACUGUUUAACAUUAGAACGUACAUUUGGCAUUUAAAGUCCAACCCUUCUCAUUUUGAAAACAAUAACACUUGAUUAAAGCUGACAAUAUCUGGCACGUGCGGUCUUAAAAUGUUCUUCGGUGAGAGAAAAAAUGUCUGCUUUUCCCUGGAGAUGUCUCUUGAGAUCCAGAAAUGUUUUUAUUUUUUAUUUUUUUAAAUCCUGUGGUGCCACUUACAGAACAUAUCCAGGAAGCUGUGUAUUCUGUGCCAUGAGGUAUUUUUCUCAGCGUGUAACUAUAAGUUAGUUUACAGAUCACCGGGUAAAACAAUUUCUACAUCAAUCAUAUUCAAGAAACAUUGUAAAUUAUUAUUUUUUAUUUAUAUUUCUCCUCGGCAUGUGUGUACUGAUCUACUGACAGCUGCACAGUACUGUACACAUGUAUGCAGUUACUGUCUGCAUAUCUCUAUACAGACUGGGUCUGUUUGUUUCCAGCAAACCGUGUCAGAGCCACGGGCCUUCAGACCGAAAUUGUUUAUAAUCAUAAAUAAUAAACUGAAAUCUAUAGGCUUAUUACAAUUUGGAAAAUUAACCCCUCCACACAUUCAUUUUUCAACAUCUAUUCAGUGUAUACGCGUGAAUAUGUGUGCUGGGGUGAAUAUAUGCAUGAACAGGCAUGCAUGUGGAUAUGUGGAUAUUUGACUGAGUGUGUUUGCUGUUUUAAGAUGAGUCACAUGGUUCAUUGUUAUUCUUUUGCUUUUGCUUUAUUCUUUUGAAUAUAUUUCAAUAUUUUAAGGGCAGGAAUAUGGAAAAAAAAACAGUUGAAAUUGUACAUUUGAACAGUUUUGGCAAAAUUUCAUCAUGACAAUACAAAGUUUUUUACAGUUAAUAUUAAGAAGUGUGUGUGUGUGUGUGUGUGCAUCUGUGUGCUUGUGUAUAGCUGUAUGAGUAUGAACAUAUUCAAAUCAAUUGACCUCAUUUUCAGUAAAUUGCAUGAUCAAAAUAUUUGUGUGCUUUCCCCUACAAAGUUUUCACUGAUUUUUUUUAAUCCUGUGCAUUUAACUUGAUCAUUGUGAUUGAUAGUUGCUCUCAAAAGAAUGCACCUUUUUGCAUUCUUAGUGUCAACAUCCCACUUAAAUAACUAAAUAGCUACAAAAUGUAUCUCCCUACAACAGAGUACCAAUAGACACACUUGUGGAUUUUACCCCUCACAAUGUGUUUUCAGGCAACAUAUUUACUUAUUUUAAAGUAUUAUUUUAAAGUAAAUUUGAUUGUAAAUAAUGGUUUUAAAAGUAUGUAUUGUGAUUUGUACUUGCAUCAUUUGAAGCAGAAAUACAUGUAUUAUCACUGUCUCGCCUUUUUAAAUGAUAGCUUUGACUGUAUUUUCAUUGAUUUUGGAUAUCUCAGUGGGUUUGUGGUUUGGCCAUAUUUCAAAAAUGGCUACGACAGAUCAUUUUUGGUGAUUAAUUGCCUUUUCAGUAAGUCUCAUAAAAGUGAUCAUACUGUCCCGAGCUGUAAGGCCCAGUGAUCCAAAAGCCAGUGUUAUGAGCUCUAAAAUCCUAAUUUAUUGUUAAAUGAGAAGACACAGCGAAGCUGAACACAAUGUAAAUGGUGUCUCUUGGAAGCAAAAUUGCUUGAAGGUCAUAAAUAUACACACUGUAUUUAAAACUACUGAUACAAAUUAAAGCUACAAACACAAUUCAUGAAUAGAUAAAUGUAGAGUCAUAGACAGUACAAGGUGGUGUUUACAUUAUGUUUUUUAAAUUUAUUUUGACACUAAAUUAUGACACAGUUACUAUAAAUAACAGUAAUGUUUUAGUGUUUUGUUAGUAUUUGGUUUUAUGAAUAUAUUAAUGGAACAAGACAAUGGUAUAUUUGAGCAGACUUUUGAAUAAUAGUAUAACAAUCAUAAUAAUUAUGUAAUGUUAACAAAUUCAUACUGAUAGUAAUUACAUAGGAACAAUCAUCAUGUUUUUUGUCCUUCUUGCCUAGUUUGAGGAACUUUCAGCUUUAAGCAUAUUUUCAGUGAUUUUACAGUGGAUGGAGAAUUAUGUUUUGUUAUACAGUAGAUUACAAUUUAUCUCAUUUAAAAAAAAAAUUGUUUUCUGCCAAGCCCUGAUAUUUUUUGUAUUUACGAGUGGGUUUAUCAACAUGCUUGAGCAUCUGUAUGUGCGUAUGUAUGUAAGAGAGAAAGUACUUGGAGGGCAGAUAAAUGUGUAUUAUAACAUUGUCUGAAUUCUGUAAAUAAUUAAAUCCAUUUUGUUCCCUUUUAAUACAAACAAAUAAAAAAAAUUUAAAAAACUUUAAUAAAAAUUUGGGUAACAUUUUAGGGUUAAGGUUGUUGCAAAGAAUGUUUUUAAAAUUACAAUGCAUUAUGCAUAUUCUGCAUUUACAAAUAGUAAACAGGUUGUGGUGUGAAACUGUAUAUACAUUCCCCUUAAGUAUGAUCAAUUAAUUGCCAUUUUUUGAAUCUGCUCUUUGAUCAUACAGUACAUGUUGAUCAUUAGUAUAGGAAACAGAAACAUACUUCUUUCAACUUCAUGUUGUUCUUUAAUUACAGGUCAUUACUUUA